CGAAAGGCGAGUAUUCGUCCCACGUGGACCCCACCGGAUACCCUCAGCUGAUGUUGAAAAAGGGAGAACAAAUUAUGUACAGGAUCGGGCCGUGGAACGGUCUCCGGUGGAGCGGGGCCCCCAACACGAGCAACGACCCGACCUACAGCGGGUCGGUCCAGAUAACCCGAGAUGAAGUGCACUACACAUUGCGCGCGGUCACGGACUCGGUCUUGUCGAGGUCGACCCUGACUCCCAAUGGCGUAGGAGUGCGGUCCACGUGGAACGAUCGGGCGAAUUCAUGGACCACUUACUCCAACAUGCCGGCGGACAACUGCGACAACUAUGCGCUGUGCGGUCCGCACGGCAUCUGCAAUGUGGGGACGUCCCCGUCGUGCGGAUGUCUCGACAGGUUCGUGCCGAGAGAUCCAGAGAGCUGGGAUGGGACGGACUGGUCGGGCGGGUGCGUGAGGAGGACUGCGCUGAGCUGUGACGGAGAUAAGUUUUUGAAGUACUCUGGGAUCAAGCUGCCUGAUGCUCGCAACACUACCAACAAUAACGAGAGGAGGAGCCUCACGGAGUGCCAAGUGGAUUGCUCGAGGGACUGUUCAUGUGUGGCGUAUGCGCAGCUGAAUAUCAGUGGAGACGGGAGUGGAUGCUUGUUCUACCAUGCCGACUUGAUCGAUAUCCGAACUCUGGCUUCGGCUGGCCAGGAUCUUUACAUCAGAAUGGCUGCUUCUGAGGUUGAAGAUGUGGCAAGCGUUGACGGUAACAAAGGGAGAACAAGAUCUAUCAUUAUUGCAAGUGUUACGUCUGUGGUUUUUGUGUGCCUAAUCCUCGGUUAUGUUUAUGGCCGGAAGACGAAGAAGGAUCCCAGUAUGAGUCAAGGGAUGUUCAGUGCAACUCAUGUUAAAGACGCGGAGCUGCCAUUCUUUAGCUUGUCUACAGUUUUGAAAGCUACUGAUAAUUUUUCAGACAAGAAUAAGCUGGGUGAGGGCGGAUUUGGACCUGUGUACAUGGGCGUGCUGAAAGACGGGCAUGAAAUUGCUGUCAAACGUUUGUCGAAGACCUCAACGCAGGGAGUGAAUGAGCUGAGAAACGAAGUAACGCUGAUAUCCAAACUCCAGCACCGCAAUCUGGUGAGGACUCUGGGAUUUUGCGCUCAAGGAGACGAGUACAUGUUGGUCUACGAAUACAUGCCUAAUUACAGCCUUGACUUAACGUUAUUUGACCAAGAGAAGAGUAGGCUCCUUGACUGGCAAAAGCGCUUCAAUAUCAUCAAUGGAAUUGCUAAAGGGCUACUGUAUCUUCACCAAGAUUCGAGGCUGAGAAUCAUCCACCGCGACCUCAAAGCUAGCAACAUACUGCUAGAUGCUGAUAUGAUUCCCAAGAUAUCGGACUUUGGAUUAGCUAGGAGCUUUGGAGGAAACCAAACAGAAGCUCAGACGCGCAGAGUUGUUGGGACUUAUGGUUACAUGUCUCCGGAGUACGCUAUAGAUGGGUUGUUUUCAGUCAAAUCCGACGUUUUCAGUUUCGGUGUUCUCGUGCUAGAGAUUGUUAGCGGCAACAGAAACAGAGGAUUCCUCCUUAAAGACCACAAUCUCAACCUUCUUGGACAUGCGUGGAGUCUUUACAAAGAAGAUAGUUUGAGAAAACUAGUUGAUCCUUGUCUGGAUGAGGCAUUCGACUUGGGACAAGUGGAACGUACGAUCCAUGUUGGGCUGCUGUGCGUGCAGAAUAGCCCGGACGACAGGCCAAGCAUGUCGUCUGUGGUGUUCAUGCUGGGGAAUGGAGUGGCACUGCCGCAGGCGAAGCAGCCGGGUUUCUUCUCGGAGAGGAACAUUGCUAUUGAUCACAACUCCAACGACUCUAAUCCCACAGCUUCGCAUAAUCAACUUACAAUCACUUGGACACAAGGUAGAUAGCAGUCAAAACUGUUGUACAAUGAGUUAAUUGUAAGGUGUAACCUCGAGAAAUAUAGAGAGAAUACUGCCAUUUAUUUGAAUUUUUCAUGCUAGGCUUCUUAGUUGAGAUGUUCCAGACAA
Salvia hispanica is the source of this 2024-nucleotide messenger RNA. RefSeq names its product G-type lectin S-receptor-like serine/threonine-protein kinase At4g27290. Gene Ontology annotation, biological process: protein phosphorylation; recognition of pollen. The record is from RefSeq and is a predicted model, not a curated record. Gene Ontology annotation, cellular component: plasma membrane. Lineage: Eukaryota; Viridiplantae; Streptophyta; Magnoliopsida; Lamiales; Lamiaceae. Gene Ontology annotation, molecular function: protein serine/threonine kinase activity; ATP binding.